Molecule: messenger RNA, 702 nt
Organism: Dissoconium aciculare CBS 342.82
Lineage: Eukaryota; Fungi; Ascomycota; Dothideomycetes; Mycosphaerellales; Dissoconiaceae
Exons: 4
Coding region: 1-702 (233 amino acids)
Source: RefSeq, a predicted model, not a curated record
AUGGUCAGGAUCGGGAUUGGCAUUGCACGCGGCGGGACCAAAGAAUCAAGCCCCCUCCGACAGGAUGCUCUGUGGUACCCGAGCCCGCCUGCAGAGUCCGUGCAAUUGAAUGACCACUUGUUCACGGGCUGCGCGAUCGAUCGUGACGACUUUCAACCUAUGCUAUGGAUUAACUUCGGAUCCUGGAAGACUGACUCCGUUGUUAUCGCAUUCCGAGAAUAUUACCAGCAGCGCAGCCCAGAUUAUGUUAAAUACACCUAUAUCGGUCACAUGCCGCACGAAGGAUUCUUGGAUAAGAUGAUAUUGAGGAUCGACAAGUCUGGGGGAGAACGGAUUGAAGUGAUCGGAGCUGCCGUCGCACCAGAGAGUGAAUUCUAUUACGGCAGCGGGGUCUGGUAUACCACCUAUAACAUAUUGAAAUCUAUCAAGUUCGAUACGAAUAAGAUUGUCACCAACCACGGCAAUUCUAUUCGCAUGGGUGAGCCGUUUGAAGACACAUGGCACUUGAAAACAUUGCGACCCAAUCACGGCCACGUUAUUACCGGCAUCUAUGCAGGCGAGUGCACCACGGGGAGAAUCCAGAGUGUCGGUAUCAUCACCGAGCCCGAAUUAGAGGUCUGGUAUGCCGACUCUGGGCGGAUGCAUCAUCACACCGCUUCUAGGGAUCCCCCGAAGCAGAUUCAUGCCAGCAGCAAUUCUUGA